GUAAGACUCCCGGCAUCACCAUGCAUAACCUUACCUCAUUAGUUUCACCAUCUUGAAAUCGCCUCACCUCACAUUACGUCACUGCCCAUCUUUUCACAUCAAUCCCGCGGCAUCAUGUCCCAUGACGAUGGUGAUGUCGUUCCAGAAGCAGACCAGCUCUGCCUCGAUAUCCUCGCUGGCACUGCCGUGCCCACCGCUUCACAAUGCACCAAGACCAAGGGCUAUAAUGAGCUUAAUCCAACCCACCUCUGUUUCAUUUCCUCUGUCCGGCGCCGCCUCGAAUAUGGCCCGCGGCCUGAUGUGGUCUUGCUGUGCACUUCGCCAGGCACCGACCCCGCGCUGGCACGAGCUUACUAUGCCCGUCUCAUUAUGAGCAACACCGUACCCGAUAUCCCUGAAGCCAGUUUCCCCUCGGCGCCUCCAUACAGCAUUUGUUAUCCAGAUAUCGCUUCUGAAGACACCUAUCGUGCCGUGGCGAAGCGGUACCCGGGUCUUCGAUACCAGGUGGGCAGGGCGUGUGCGGUUGCGGGAUAUGCCACGCUCUAUGAAGAGCUAGAUCUACUUCCUGAUGUUUAA
Messenger RNA from [Torrubiella] hemipterigena, 576 nucleotides. NCBI's taxonomy places the organism in Eukaryota, Fungi, Ascomycota, Sordariomycetes, Hypocreales, Clavicipitaceae. The record is from the annotation of a GenBank genome assembly.